AUUUUAAAAACGCCCGUUUUUCAAUCGAUCGAACCUUUUCUUUUUACCUUUUUCUCACCUAAAGAAAACAUGUCUUCAUCAUGGUUAGCUCGCUCCCUAGCAAACUCUCUCCGACUCGACGAGGACGACGACACCGACGACGAUCCCAACGACGACGAAUAUAACGAUGUCGUUUUGAAUGACCAGUGUGGUGAACCGUCUACAUCUUCACCUACCGAACCCGACCUUCUUCAAUUUCAACGACAACACAAUGGAAUUGAAUCAGAGACCGAGGAGGAGGAGGGGGAAGAAGAAGAAGAAGAAGAUGUUCAGAAUCGAGGUGUCAAAGAGGACCUUUCCGAAUUCAAACAAGCCCUGACCCGGCAAUUUUGGGGGGUUGCCUCGUUCCUCGCGCCACCCCCAUCACAACCGUCCACCCCCUCCAAUCGAUCGCUCCCCAAUUGGGAUCGAUCUGAACCGUCGAGUCGACCGGAUCCGGUUCCGGUUUCAGCUUGGAAGGAAGAGGAGGACGACGACGACGAAGGAGAAGAAGAGUUGUAUAUGGAAGACUAUUUGGGAAUCACUGAUGAGGUAUUGGCUUUUGCAAGAAAUAUCGCGAUGCAUCCGGAGACGUGGUUGGACUUUCCUCUGGAUGAGGAGGAAGAGUUAGAUGAUUUUGACAUGUCCAAUGCUCAACAAGAACAUGCAUUGGUCAUCGAACGUCUUGCUCCUAGAUUAGCCGCUUUGAGAAUUGAGCUUUGCCCCUGCCAUAUGAGUGAGAGUUACUUUUGGAAAGUUUACUUUGUUCUUCUGCAUUCAAGACUCAAUAAGAAAGACGCAGAAACCUUGUCUACACCCCAGUUAAUGGAAGCCAGAGCAAAGUGGAUGCAGGAACUACAAAAUCAUACUACGUCAGAUUCAGAAUUGUAUGGUAGAAGCACUUCGUGUUUAAAAGAAAGUGCUGUUUUCCUACAUGAAGAUCUUGCCUCUAUAUCAUCCUUUGGUGCUCAUUGCGAAGACAAACUCAUUGAGACAUCUCCUUCACGAUCAACCAUGUUCUCCACUCCAACAGUCUUCGAGACUGAGAAGUACCCACUUGAAAGUUCUGAGUUGCAUUUUGUUGACAAGUCUGUCAUUGAAGAGAAGCCUGUGGUUAAAACCGAGGAUAAAAAUUUGACAGUUGGUCCCUCCUCUAACAUACUUGUUAAGAACCAUGAAGACAAUGAAGAUGAUUGGCUAGAGGAUGAUUUUGAAUUUAAUGAGUAUAGUAGAACAUCUAUUUCUAUAGGAAAUGAAGAGGACAUAUCAUUCAGUGAUCUUGAGGAUGAUGAUUUUCAAGCUCCCACAUGGUUAAAAUGUUGUCCCAAAGGAUUAUGAAAAGUCAACGAAAGAUAACUGUUGAUAGAUUUUGCAUGGGGUGGCCAUACUCAUUGGAGAAAAGUACUGGAUGUUAUCUUCAGGGGCAAAGACUUUUCUGGCUUCCGAAUUGUUCUACACUGGGUUAGUGUUGUGUUGUGUCUUGAAAACUUGUUGUACAUGAUGUGAUUGGUUUGAAUUGAUUGAUUAGUUAUUAUAGGCGUGUAAUUACGACAAUUUUACUAAUUUGGGGAAAGGAAAAACAAGUUUGCCCCAUUAAUAAUGUGUAUACCUUCAAAGCAAUAAAACAAUUUUGCAUUUUUUUUGCUCUAUA
Molecule: messenger RNA, 1669 nt
Organism: Humulus lupulus (European hop)
Lineage: Eukaryota; Viridiplantae; Streptophyta; Magnoliopsida; Rosales; Cannabaceae
Exons: 3
Coding region: 70-1356 (428 amino acids)
Source: RefSeq, a predicted model, not a curated record